This is a messenger RNA of Suillus paluster, 1760 nucleotides long. RefSeq lists its product as uncharacterized. Lineage: Eukaryota; Fungi; Basidiomycota; Agaricomycetes; Boletales; Suillaceae. The record is from RefSeq and is a predicted model, not a curated record. Bases 143 to 1660 code for a protein of 505 amino acids. The transcript has 7 exons. Gene Ontology annotation, molecular function: DNA-binding transcription factor activity, RNA polymerase II-specific; protein dimerization activity; RNA polymerase II cis-regulatory region sequence-specific DNA binding. Gene Ontology annotation, biological process: positive regulation of transcription by RNA polymerase II.
CGUUCGCGGAAUUACAUGCCGCCAGUGAAAGAUCCAAACUUCAAAGACAAGGCUCCCAUCCUCUCGCCCACCGUCAUCUCUCUUCUCUACUCCCAUCAUCUCUUCCCUCCUUCAAUUAUCUUUCAUCCUCUGACACAGUAAAAUGGGCAGAAGAAAAAUUGAGAUUCAACCGAUCACCCACGAGCGUAAUCGUUCUGUAACUUUUUUAAAGCGUAAGAACGGUCUCUUCAAGAAAGCUUAUGAGCUUGGAGUCCUCUGCUCUGUCGAUGUUGCAGUCAUCAUCUUUGAGGAGCGUGCGGGUCAUCACCUGAAGCUUUAUCAGUACUGUUCUGGCGACAUCCACGAUAUCAUUCAGCGCCACGUUCGUUAUGACGGAGAAAAGGAUACCCGUACCCCGCACGAUUUCGCUAACAACGCCAAUGCCAAACUUCACCACGACGCCGACGUCGACGACGAUGAGGGCGACGACGACGAUGACCCAGAUUCUGCUCCUGCACGUGGUAACAAGAGGCGUCACGAGCCAAAGUUAAAAGCAGAGUACAGUAACAACGCGAAACUCCUGAUUCCUUCAGGAGGUGACAUGGGUCUCAACGUUGAUAUGGGUCCCAAUGAUUACCACCGUGGUCCUAUGACCAUCCCUCCCCCUCCUAUGCCCGCCCACCACCUGUCACAGCUUCCAUCAGCUGGUGGAGGUUCUGCACUUCCUAUUUCAACAGAGCGCCAUACGUCUUCUGGUCGGUUACUUCCUCCAAACGGUCAGCUUGGCUCUCAAAAGAAGCCCCGUCUUGCGCCUAACGUUCAUGGAGGCAACGGCUCCAAGCUUUCAGGAGAUGAGCCUAUGUAUAAUAGUUACCUCCCCUCACCCACGUCGGCUCAUUCUACUGCAUAUCGUUCGAACGGCCCAUCAUCCCACCAACUUCCGUAUAAUGGAUAUAUGGGCGUGUCAAGCAGUCCUCCUCAGUCCUUCCUCCCGUCGAGUUUUGACUUCCCUUCGUCGUCGUCCCGAGGCUCUACUUUACCGCGUAAUAAUAGCUACAGCCAACGAUCAUCAUAUUCUCAACCUCAAGAUCCCCAAAUACAGGGAAUGUAUCACCAGCUAAUGCGGCAUAAUAACCCGCACAGUCAACACUCCCAUUCAAGCAGUUUGCAUUCCCAGCAAUCUCCGGACUCCUUAUUAUCCACAUUUCUGGAGAACGAGGACCAUAGGCAGCCGCAAAAUACAGGCCCGCAGUACGGGCCGCUCGAUUGGCCCUCUCAUGGACCUUCACAACAGCAGCAGCAGCCCCCUCAACCUCCACAGCAGGAAUCAGGGCCUCCUGGUGACACCAGCUGGCUUGAUUUCCUGUCGCAGAACGCAUCCCAAUCAGGGGCACAACAGCUCCACAUGACACUGCCCCCCACUAAUGGGCGAGAUGGUCUCUCAUGGGAACGAGAUCGCGAUACGGAGCAUUAUUCCGCUGAGCGCGGUGGCGACAUUCAUCCAGAUAAGUCUUCCAACGGAACAACAUUAAUGUCACCGCGUUCAUCACGCAAACGCCCACGUGCUGAUUCGAGUGCUGCGGAUGAGAAACGUUUGUCGCCUAGCGCGCGAGCUGUUUCAGGUCAGGAUAAGAUGCAUGAUUCUGGCAAGAGUAAUGGGGUAGAUAAACAAGACAAGUGACGAAGUUAUGAUUUGAGGACGGUUUCUGUAUGACUACAUAUGAUUAUCUUGGACUCUCAUUUUCUUGCACCACUAUUUUACUUCAUGACCUCGUUUGCUC